CAAGUUCAAAACUUAAAAAGAACCAGUGCUCAUUUUGGAACCAAAACAAUUCAGUACGAUAGAUAAGAAUGGUCAGAAUAUCAUGUCCAAAUAUAAUAACGACACGGAUACAACUAAUAAUCAGAGAUUAGCCCAACCAGAGGAAUUAUUGAAUAGUUCCAACAACGACUCCAGUGACUCCAGUGAUAUUGAAAUAAGUCGAAGCAGCAAAUUACGACGCAGAUCUUCUCGUAAUACCUCGUUUCAUUAUCCGGCCUUACCUAUGCACGUUGUUGGCCAUAAUUCUUCGAUAAUUCCUGAAAUUCCCAGCACAGCCCGAGAUGUAACUCUUAAAUCCGCUCAGAUAAUUGCGGAUAGUUCCGAUUCGGAGUUUCAUAUAUCCAACGAAUCCAGUAACGAUGAGCCGCCGAAGAAAUCCAUUACGUUUACAGGCCGUCCACUAAUAAAAACUGAUUUGGACUUUAUUAGAAGGCAACGUAAAAGAAGGCAGACUCAAAAGAAAGUUAUCUACAAAGAUUAAAAACUAAACUUAAUAUUUUUCAAAAAACAACCGCUAACCAGGGCUUCGAAGAACAAACUACCGCAAUAAUAUUGCCCAACACUAGCACACUAACCAGGGCUGGCUAGUGUAGUUUGGAGUGGUGGUCAAUUUUUUCGAGCAUAAUUAUUUACACUGAUUUUAUACAAAUAAACCAAAUAAAUCUUAGGAAAAAUAAGUUCAAAGUACCAUUCAACUUCAAACAACUGUGUUUUGGCAUUUUUAAUCAGAGCAAUUAAAAACUAAGUAGCUACAAAACAUACCCCAUACAUGAGCACCAGUUAGUAGUACCUAAUUUAAAAUAGAAAUUAAAAGUAAGCACCAUUCGAACGAACGAAA
Molecule: messenger RNA, 877 nt
Organism: Drosophila ananassae
Lineage: Eukaryota; Metazoa; Arthropoda; Insecta; Diptera; Drosophilidae
Exons: 2
Coding region: 83-520 (145 amino acids)
Source: RefSeq, a predicted model, not a curated record